This is a messenger RNA of Malus domestica (apple), 2193 nucleotides long. RefSeq names its product type I inositol polyphosphate 5-phosphatase 5. NCBI's taxonomy places the organism in Eukaryota, Viridiplantae, Streptophyta, Magnoliopsida, Rosales, Rosaceae. Gene Ontology annotation, biological process: phosphatidylinositol dephosphorylation. The record is from RefSeq and is a predicted model, not a curated record. Gene Ontology annotation, molecular function: phosphatidylinositol-4,5-bisphosphate 5-phosphatase activity; phosphatidylinositol-3,4,5-trisphosphate 5-phosphatase activity; inositol-polyphosphate 5-phosphatase activity.
UAAUCAUUAAUCACAUUAAGCAAACUCAUAAACACCAAAAAAUAAAAAAUAAAAAAACAUUACAGCCACAUUAUUGAUGAAGAGAGCAAAUCCAGAAAAUAAAUUUCAGCAGUAUAACAUCGGAGAUGAGAUAAUUACAAAUUAACUAGAUACUUACUGAAAGUGCAUGUCUAACAAAAUUAUUUGAUAUUUAAGAGAACAUCAACGGAUGAAUGUCUUCCUCUGUUGGAGAUGCCAACCUCGAAAUGACCAAAGACGACGCGGAUUCCGCCUCCGAUAACUCUACCAAGAAUGAAAAGAAGAAGAAGUCUAUCAUUCCUAGGAUUUUUGGUUCAAAGAGAAGUGGGAGGGACGGCUCAGAUGAAGAUAUAUACAAAUCAGAUGGGGAUGGGAUAAUUGAUCUUGAAUUUGAGAAAAAGAUUGCUGCAAGGAGAAAAGCUUUCAUGGAGGCAACUCCUUUCAUUAGAAAGAAUUUUUCAGAAAGACAGACUAGUCCGGGGAUUGAAAGCCUAAACCUAUCAAACUUCGAACUCUCUAUGGCGCCAGCAACUGAGACGAAAGAAUUCCGUAUAUUUGUUGCGACAUGGAACGUGGGAGGAAAGUCACCCAACAAUGGCCUGAACCUCCAAGAUUUCUUGCAGGUGGAGGGGUCUUCCGACAUCUAUGUUUUAGGGUUUCAGGAAAUUGUUCCUUUGAGUGCCGGAAACGUUUUAGUGAUCGAGGACAAUGAACCAGCAGCAAAAUGGCUAGCCCUCAUAAGCCAAGCACUUAAUAAACCGCAAAAUGCGUCCUACAAUAUGCAUUCUUCCUCCGAUUCAUCAGGCCAUGGUUCCAACAACUCAUCGAAUAACAACAAGGAAUCCAAGUCCCCAGGCAGUCUCAACAUCUUCCAGAAGCCUUCUCUCAAAGCUCUUAGCAAAAGCUUCAAGGCAAAUAGUAGCCUUCUCAAGUCUUGCAACUGCCCCGUGGAAUUUCCAUCCCACGAAAGGCGGCGAAUAAGAAAGCUCAGUGAUCCUACUAGUAAAUUAGGCUCAAUUUCUCCUCGGCUUACUUCUGGAAGCGACACUAGUGUAGAUGAAUUUCUUGCAAUUGCUGGGAUUCAGUCCCCAUCUUCCUCAAGCGACAUGAAUUACCGCCUUAUAACAAGCAAGAAGAUGGUAGGUAUUUUCGUAUCGGUUUGGGUUCGAAAGGAGUUAGUACCUCACAUUGGCCAUCUCAGAGUCUCCACGGUUGGAAGAGGAAUAAUGGGCUGCCUCGGAAACAAGGGAUGUAUAUCAAUAAGCAUGACAUUGCACCAAACGAGCUUUUGCUUCGUGUGCAGUCACUUGGCUUCCGGGGAGAAGGAAGGCGAUGAGCUGAAAAGGAAUGCCGACGUGAUUGAGAUCCUUAAAAGCGCACAAUUUCCCAAGGUUUGCAAGAAUCCAUACCGUCGCCCUUGCGAAAGAAUAACCGAUCAUGAAAGGAUAAUAUGGCUUGGAGAUUUGAAUUAUCGAGUGGCUUUGAGCUAUGAAGAAACAAGAGUUUUGUUGGAGGAUAAUGAUUGGGACACCCUUUUAGAAAAAGAUCAGUUGAAUAUGGAAAGAGAAGCUGGGAGGGUAUUUAAUGGGUUCAAGGAGGGACAAAUCUUCUUUGCCCCCACUUACAAGUACUCUCAUAACUCAGACUCUUACGCUGGAGAAACUACCAAGUCCAAGAAGAAACGACGGACCCCAGCAUGGUGCGAUCGGAUACUAUGGCGCGGGGAUGGCUUUGAGCAAUUAUCUUAUAUUCGCGGGGAGUCGAGAUUCUCCGAUCACAGACCCGUGUGUGCUGUGUUUUCAGUGGAAGUGAAUGUGCUUAGAAGCAAAAACAACAGAUUCAGAAAGGGUUACUCUUGUACUGCUCCAAGACUGGAAUUUGACGAAUGCAUGCCUCAAAGACACAGCUUCUAUGAGUACUAGUACAAACACAAUAUAAUAUACUACACCACACUUUCUUUUUGUUCAUAUUUUUUUCUGGUUAGUGAAAGGAGGUUAGUGAAAAAAAAAAGGAAAGAGAGAACAAAGAGUAAGCAUUGUUGAUUACAUCUCUCAUUUGUAAGUGGAUCUCGAUUUUGUAUGAUGCUUGCCAGUGAAUCUAGCACAAAAAUGUUUAGUUCUAAACCAACUGUACAACUAUCUUGGGAAUUAAGAAAAUCCAUGUACUAUUGAUUAC